AUGGACAAGUGCCGCGCUGAGACGAGCCAGUUGGUGGCGCUCAUGGCGAACGGCGGUCGGCUGGACGAGGCAUCCGAGAGACUCGCGGUGGCGACUGGCGGCCCGCAGGUGGUGAAUGAUCUCGAGAGGAUUCUGGAGCUGGCGGACAUGGUGUCAGGCACGUCCGCGGCCCUCUCGAGCGCUGAGCCGCGGUCCAGUUUAGUGAAGCCCGAGAAGUACGCCGAAGUGCACAUGGACGACACUCUAGCGAAGAUGCGAGGAUUCGCCAAGCUUGUCCAGAAGAAGAACAUACUGGCUGGACAACCUCUGCAUCAGGCUAUCAAGGAGCUUGGUGAUAAACUAGUACAGGGCAUUAGCGUGUACAGGCGCUAUUGA
This is a messenger RNA of Phytophthora sojae, 375 nucleotides long. RefSeq lists its product as hypothetical. Bases 1 to 375 code for a protein of 124 amino acids. The record is from RefSeq and is a predicted model, not a curated record. NCBI's taxonomy places the organism in Eukaryota, Oomycota, Peronosporomycetes, Peronosporales, Peronosporaceae. The transcript is spliced from 2 exons.